Molecule: messenger RNA, 1206 nt
Organism: Colletotrichum siamense
Lineage: Eukaryota; Fungi; Ascomycota; Sordariomycetes; Glomerellales; Glomerellaceae
Exons: 2
Coding region: 1-1206 (401 amino acids)
Biological process (GO): chromatin remodeling
Cellular component (GO): Ino80 complex; nucleus
Source: RefSeq, a predicted model, not a curated record
AUGCCUGCCGCAAUGGAAGACGCGAACGGCAGCGUCGCCCGCGACGUCAAAGACGAACACAACGACUCCGACGAUGGGAGAGCAGGCGACGGAAAGACGACGUAUAAGUCGUGGAAGAAGAAGUACCGCAAGAUGCGCAUCACGUUCGACCAGAAGAUGCACGAUUGCGAGGAGCUGCAUCGUCAAGAGUCGAAAGCGCUCGCCACUGCAAAGCAAAUCGCCAUCGAGAACGAUCGCAUCCUUGAUCUGCUCAUGGACAUGAACUCCUCAGCACAGAUUCCCUUCGACAAACGCGUCGACAUCGCCCAACCACCACCCAAAGAUGUACCGUACUCUCCGCUCGACGUCGACGAGGCUACCGCUGUCGAGGCCGCCGAUACCGACGAGCUCAACAAGCCGACGAAGUCUCUCACGGUCCUUCUCAAGGACGUCCCUCACUCAACCUAUGUUCAAGCAAAGGAGCAUUCCCCCUCCGUCGUAGCAGACAUGGAGCCCGCCCCCGGAGUAUCGCACACCCCAGCCUUCCUCACCCCAGACGACAUCGACGACUACCUCUACGAUGUCGACAGGCGCAUCGACCCGGAGCACCUCCUCCCGACCCUCGCCCCAUCCGCCCGAACAAACGUUCCCCUGCCGGAAGCCAAUCCGCACGCCCUGUCCCAGAGCAUCGCCAUGAAGAACCCUACGAGCGUGUACAACUGGCUCCGUAAGCACGCACCCAAGACGUUCCUGCAAGAUGCCGAGAACGCCGCCGCCGCAGCCGUAGGAGACGAAGAGCACGCCGUCGAAACACCGCAAACCGACGGCCGCAGACGACGCGGCGGUGCUAGGGGCGAGGGCAGUCGAGGCGGACGCGGUUCUCGCGGCGGCAAGCGCGCCUCCCUCGCCGCGUCCCGCGCAGAGAAGGCCGCCGAGAGGGCGGCGGAGAAGGCUGCCAUCGCCGCCGAGCGUGCUGCAGCUAUGCGUGAGGCCGCCGAGGCCUGGGAAGCCAUGGAAGAGGAUGACGACGACGUGGCCGUCGCGACCCCGGUUACCGGCCGCGGUAAGAGGAAGCGCGCAGCCGCUAAGGACGACGAUGACGGCGGCUACAGGCCUAGGGGGUCUGUAGGACGUCCGGCCAAGAAGAAGCGCAAGAGCGAGGGAGCCGACGCCGGAACUCCCACAGUAUCAAAGAGAGGGCGUAAGAGCGCAGCCCUGGACGACUAG